AUGAAGCAGCGAUAUUCGUCCCUCGACGUCAAGGUCAUUGCCGCUGAACUCGCCUCCACACUCAUCACACUACGAAUAUCAAACAUCUACGACCUCUCAAGUCGAAUCUUCCUCUUGAAAUUCGCCAAACCAGGCAAGCGGGAACAAUUACUCGUUGAUUCCGGCUUCCGCUGCCAUCUGACCUCCUUCUCCCGCACUGCCGCCACUGCACCCUCUGUAUUUGUCAGUCGAUUGCGGAAAUAUCUCAAGAGCAGACGGGUCACAAGUGUCUCCCAGAUUGGCACAGAUCGGGUUAUUGAGAUCAGUUUCAGUGACGGGCAAUAUCGGUUAUACCUGGAGUUUUUCGCAGCUGGAAAUGUCAUUCUCACCGAUGCCGAUCUAAAUGUCUUGGUCCUUCUCCGCCAGGUUUCAGAGGGUGAUGAAGAUGUUGACGUCAAGCUGGGUGGAAAAUAUAUCCUUGACGCCAAGCAGAAUUACCAUGGUGUACCUCCCAUUACCAGAGACCGCGUCAAGGAGGCGCUACAAGCGGCCGUUGAAAGAGCAAAGGCUGCUUCUGAGGUUGGCGGGAAGAAGGCGAAGCGAGCGAAGGGAGCAGACGACCUGAAGAAAGCUUUAAGUAUCGCUUUCCCUGAGUUUCCUGUUCAUCUGUUGGAUCACGUCUUCCGAGAAUCGGGGAUUGAUGUGGCAACCAAAGCAGACGCGGCUCUUGAGAAUAGCGACAUAUUCGAGACAGUUAUCACGGCACUGGAACGAGCGGGAGAAAUUUUCAAAUCAUUUGAAGGUGCCCAGUCAAAGGGCUACAUUAUUGCGAAAGUAAAGUCCACACAAGUUGAGGAGCCUAGUGCCGCAGAGUCUAAAGACUCUAGUCGAGAAGGAAUUCUUUACGAUGAUUAUCACCCGUUCAGACCAGCUCAGUUCGAAAACAAGCCUGACCUGCGCAUUCUUGAAUUCGACGGCUUCAACAAGACCGUGGAUGAGUUCUACUCCUCAAUUGAGUCUCAAAAGCUGGAAUCAAAGCUCACUGAGCGCGAAGAGACGGCUAGGCGGAAGUUGGAAGCUACCAAAGCCGACCAUGCAAAGCGACUGGGUGCACUCCAACAGGUGCAAGAAUUACAUAUUCGAAAAGCGCAAACGAUAGAAGCAAACACCCACCGAGUGGAAGAAGCCUGUGCCGCAGUCAACGGACUGGUUGGACAAGGUAUGGACUGGGUGGACAUCGGAAAGUUGAUCGAAAACGAGCAGAAGCGAGGAAAUGUGGUUGCUCAAAUGGUCAAUUUGCCGCUGAAACUUGAGGAGAAUACGGUCACUCUUCUUCUCGACGAGCCUGGAGUUGAAGAGGAUGAAGAGAGUGAUGAAGAAGAUAGGACUGAUGACGAAGCGGACUCUGACGAAGAAGUCAGCAAAGCUGCUGCCAAAUCUACGUCCAAGCCUACAGAAAAACGGCUUGCAAUCGAUAUCGACCUAGCAUUGUCUCCCUGGGCAAAUGCAAGGCAGUAUUAUGAGCAGAAGAAGACAGCUGCUGUGAAAGAGCAGAAGACAAUACAAUCGUCAACUAAAGCGCUUCAAUCCGCCGAGAAAAAGAUUGAGGCCGAUCUGAAGAAGGGGCUCAAACAAGAAAAGGCGACACUUCGACCAGCCAGAAAGCAAUUUUGGUUUGAAAAAUUUCUGUACUUCCUUUCCAGUGAUGGCUAUCUAGUCAUAGGAGGGAAAGAUGCACAGCAAAACGAAUUACUCUAUCGCAGAUACCUGAAGAAAGGAGACAUCUACGUCCACGCUGAUCUUCAAGGUGCUGCCAGUGUUAUUGUCAAAAACAAUCCAAGAACGCCUGAUGCACCAAUACCACCAUCUACGUUGUCACAGGCUGGUGCCUUGACCGUUUGCACGAGUAGCGCCUGGGAAUCCAAAGCUGUGAUGGGAGCAUGGUGGGUCAAUGCAGAGCAAGUGAGCAAAACUGCCCCGACAGGUGAAUAUCUUACUACCGGAGGAUUUGUUAUUCGAGGCCACAAGAAUCUCUUACCACCUACCCAACUACUUCUAGGGUUUGGUGUGCUGUGGUUGAUCAGCGACGAGAGCAGAGCGAACCAUGGUAAGCACCGAUUGGAACGAACAGAAAGCAUGCUUUCAGGAGAAGCUGAGGCUUUGGAAAGAGACGCACAAGGUUUAGCGAUUGACGAUCAGGAUCUGUCACAAGAGGAAGAGGAUGCCUUAUCCGUACGGGAGCAAGCCAUUCCAGACCUCGAAGAUGCGGCGAAGGAUGCCGAAGAAGAGAUAGAUGAGGAUGACCAGGUUGCAGACACUGCCGGAGGUGUUCCGCUCGGCGAGUAUGAAAAGGAUGACGAUGACGACAACGCCUCGACGAAUGCAUCUGAAGCAGGUGAUGAUUACCACUCGAAUCCGUUGCAGACAGUUGGGAAAGACAAGAGCGCUGAUGAUGCAGAGAAGGCUGACAUCAAGAUCGAAGCUCAAUCUGAACAUGAUAGCGAUGAGGAGGAGGAAGGACCAGAGACCUCGACCUCUACCCCUGGCGAAUCUUCAACCCCAGCCUCAUCCAGCGCCAACACAAAGCCUGGUCCAAAACAGCAACAAUUGUCCCGCGGGAAACGAACGAAAGCAAAACGAGCCCAGAAGAAGUAUGCUGAGCAGGAUGAAGAAGACCGCGCGCUCGCCAUGCAGCUUCUUGGCUCAAACCGAGCAGUUGAACGCAAAGCUGAAGCCGAGAUAGACAAAGCAGCUCGUGACGCCAAACUCCAAGCUGACAAGGAACGUCGCAAAGCUCAACAUGCCAAAGCUGCGGAGAAGGAGCGUCUCCGGCGUGAGAGACUUGAAAAAGCUGCUGCUGAAGGUCAUACAGGCGCCGAUGCCGCAGCUUUAGAUGAAGAUGACGAGCUCAGCAAAGAACAACUUGAACAGGAACGAAGAGAAUUACUCGACAUCGACCGACUUGUUGCCCUACCUGAACCCGGCGAUGAACUUAUCGCAGCUAUUCCAGUAGUCGCACCCUGGACUGCCCUUGCCCGCCAGAAAUACAAGGUCAAGCUACAGCCUGGAGCAGUGAAGAAGGGGAAAGUCGUGCGUGAGAUCCUCGGCUUCUGGGGUAGUCUCACGACGAGAGGACCCAAAGUCGUCGACGAGAAUAGUCGUGAGAAGGAGAAGGUGUGGAGACGCGAGUUGGACUUGUUGAAGGACUGGAGAGUCGAAGAGAUAGUGGGUUAUGUUCCUGUCAAGGGAGCGAGGAUCGUUCAGGGUGGUGGUGCUGGGGCUACUGCCAGUAAUGCGAAGGGCAAGGCUGGUGGUGGUAGUAAGGGAAAGGGGAAGAGUGGUGGAGGGAGAAAGGGGAGAUAG
Messenger RNA from Exophiala bonariae, 3342 nucleotides. RefSeq lists its product as uncharacterized. Lineage: Eukaryota; Fungi; Ascomycota; Eurotiomycetes; Chaetothyriales; Herpotrichiellaceae. Gene Ontology annotation, molecular function: tRNA binding; ribosomal large subunit binding. The record is from RefSeq and is a predicted model, not a curated record. Gene Ontology annotation, biological process: rescue of stalled cytosolic ribosome; ribosome-associated ubiquitin-dependent protein catabolic process. The transcript has 2 exons. Gene Ontology annotation, cellular component: RQC complex. Bases 1 to 3342 code for a protein of 1113 amino acids.